AUUACAGAAGAAACAGAACUCUAUGUCACUACAGGGGAAAAAUAACUUUAUAUUACAAAAGUAAUUAAUUUUAUAUAAUAAAAAGUUCAGUUUAUUGAUUGUGGAAAGGAUAGCAAGGUGUGGACAUAGGAUCUGUGACACCUGUCUUAAAAGAGGAUAAAAUGGUGGAAUUAGUGUUAAUUACUAUAAGCAUAUAAAGUGAUUGUCUCAUAUCAUAGUGAGUCGUGAUUGCUGUAUUAAUCAUGGAUCCAUAUAGAUCAAGUUUUCUGGACUACAACCUGUUUGACAAUAACAUAGUAUUACCUUCACCCCUGACCUGUGAACUGUACCCUCCAGAUAUGGAGUUGGCAACACACACACCCAGCAAGAAAAGAAAAGGGUCUGAGUCGAUGUUUAAUGACUUUGAAGAAGAAGAUGAAUCUGUUGACUCUGGUGAUGUACGGUUCUCAAGACAAAAUCACAGUGAAAUUGAGAAGAGAAGGCGAGAUAAAAUGAAUGCAUACAUUACAGAGUUAUCUUCCUUGCUUCCUAUGUGUAAUGCUAUGAAUCGUAAAUUAGACAAAUUAACUGUACUUAGAAUGGCCGUCCAACAUCUUAAAUCACUCAGAGGUGCUACCACAACUAUAACUGAAGCUAGUCAGAGACCGUCAUUUUUAUCAGAAGAUGUACUUAAAAGUCUUAUAUUAGAUGUAGCAGAAGGAUUUUUAUUUGUUGUCAGCUGUGAUAGAGCAAGAAUUUUAUAUGUGUCAGAGUCUGUCGGGGAAUUUUUAAAUUACUCAAGGAAUGAUUUGAUUGGACAAAGUUUGUUUGAUUAUUUACACCCGAGAGAUAUGAAUAAAGUAAAGGAACAGUUGUCGUCAUCUGAUAUGUCGCCACGAGAACGCUUUAUUGAUUCACGGACAAUGAUGCCUGUGAAAACAGAAUUAUUACAACGACCCACUCAUUUGUGUUCUGGUGCUAGACGAUCAUUUUUCUGUCGCAUGAAAUCUGGCAAUAAACUUGAUAUGUGUUCACAAUUAAAAUUAGAGAAGGAUGAACCUGAUAUGGUGACGAGAAAGAAAAAGUCAGUUUCAGAUAGGAAAUCAUUCACUGUGAUACAUUGUACAGGAUAUUUGAAAUCUUGGCCCACUUCUAAAAUGGACCUUAAUGAACAGGAUGAAACAGAUGACUGUAGUCUAAGUUGUCUUGUGGCAGUAGGCAGGGUUAAGACGGCCUCUAGACAACAACAAAUUGUCAAAGACUAUGAAAGUAUAGAUGUCCGACCAGUUAAAUAUGUAUCGCGGCAUGGUUUAGAUGGAAAAUUUACCUAUAUAGAUCAGGGAGCAACAGAAUUGAUAGGUUAUUUACAACAAGAAUUGCUAGGCACAUCUGUGUAUGAAUAUUAUCACCAAGACGACAUGGCCGACAUGGCAGAGGUUCACAGACAAGUUUUGAAAACCAAAGAGAAAACUACAACGAAUGUAUAUAGAUUUAAAGCUAAGAAUGGCUCUUUUCUACAUCUACGAUCUGAUAUGUUUAGUUUUGUCAAUCCAUGGACUAAAGAUGUGGAAUAUAUUGUUAGUACAAACACAAUUAUUCCUCAGCAAGAAGUUAGCAGUUCAGGACAGGCAGCAGAUGCAGGUGGUGUUACCUUGGAAACGUUCAAUGAUGCUUGGGAUGAAAGUGACUCUUGUCUUGAAAGCCUUGAGAGGAAAGAAAAGAAGAAAAGUACUUUACCUGCCAGUGUUAGAUUAGCUCCUGCAAGAAUAGGUCGACAGAUUGCAGAAGAAAUUAUUGAUAUGCAAAGAAUUCCCAAUUCACCUUUAGCAGAUAGUACCAAUAAUGCCACACAAUCAUCAGUCCCAGAAAUGCCCAAAGCCAGGAGUUCUCAUGCUUCACCAAGUGAGUAUUUUAUAUCUCUUACAAUUUCGUUUUCAAAGGACAAGUGUCUAAAACUUUUGAAAAGAAACCAAUGCCACGUCAUUUCUUUCAUCAGUCAUGUCAGUCUUGAAUAAAUUUGGUCAUGAUAUGGGACCAAAUAUUAUGUACACAAGUCCAUGCUUAGGAAUUUAAACUCCAUUUAUUUUCA
Mytilus trossulus (common blue mussel) is the source of this 2068-nucleotide messenger RNA. RefSeq names its product protein cycle-like. Bases 243 to 1994 code for a protein of 583 amino acids. Gene Ontology annotation, cellular component: transcription regulator complex; nucleus; aryl hydrocarbon receptor complex. The transcript has 15 exons. Gene Ontology annotation, molecular function: protein dimerization activity; DNA-binding transcription factor activity, RNA polymerase II-specific; RNA polymerase II cis-regulatory region sequence-specific DNA binding. The record is from RefSeq and is a predicted model, not a curated record. NCBI's taxonomy places the organism in Eukaryota, Metazoa, Mollusca, Bivalvia, Mytilida, Mytilidae. Gene Ontology annotation, biological process: regulation of transcription by RNA polymerase II.